Messenger RNA from Bacillus rossius redtenbacheri, 2492 nucleotides. Its product is annotated as protein saal1. Lineage: Eukaryota; Metazoa; Arthropoda; Insecta; Phasmatodea; Bacillidae. Bases 327 to 1733 code for a protein of 468 amino acids. The record is from RefSeq and is a predicted model, not a curated record. Gene Ontology annotation, cellular component: nucleoplasm. The transcript is spliced from 9 exons.
GGGCUUACUGACCAUAGAAGGUGCGACGUUAAGUUAAGGCGUCAUGACUAUAAUGCCUUAUUGUUAUUAUGAGGGUCAAAAUGAGAUGCGUAAUCGACGAACUGUGAGCCAGAUAAUUAACGAAUAGUUUUUUAAAAAAAUAUAGUGCGUAGUCGGACACCAAGUGUAUUUGUUCUACGUUGUCUUCCUUCGAGCAUUGUCAGAAUAUUGUGCAGUCUAUGGAAAAUUUAAUGCUUGUUAUUGUAUAAUGUUUUUCACUUAUAAUGUUUUGAAGUUCGCACGGAACACAAUACUUAUUUGUUAAUGCUUAAGAUGCUUUAGCAGAAAUGAACGAAAAUGAAACGAGACCGUGCAACCCUACGCUGCCGGUGGAGUUGGUGGGAGAAGCACAGAAGAUCAAAGGGGAUGCGAUCGGUAGCACUUUGUACAGCCAGUGCUGGGUGCUGAAGGUUUUGAUGAAACUGACGCAGCUGUCCGGCGGGGAAGCGCUGGGCGAGGAGCUGGAGGGGGAACUCUGCCUGCUGUGGGACAUGACCGUGGAGGAGGACGUCGUGUGGUUCCUCGUGCGGAACGACGUGCUGGACAUCAUCGCCUUCAUCCUGCGCAAGGAUCAGGAGCCCAGGCUGAUGGAGAUCCUGGUGGGCAUGCUUGCCAACCUGUGCGUGGUGGAGGGGGCGUGUCGCCGGGCCGUGCGCUCGCCCGCCGUGCGCGAGCUGGCGGCGAGGACGCUCUUCUGCACGGACAGCCUCACGCUGGUCCAGCUCAUGAGGCUGUACACCACCUGCCUCCAGCGGCUCCGUGCGGACGCCGGUCAGGAUGAGCACCGGGAAUCGUCUGUAAACGGCGACUCGGGGCGAGAUUGUUCCGACGCGCAGGUCGGCGACCGCUCGGACGGAGCGGAGGCCGACGAAGAACCGUGCGGCGGCGACGAGCAGUUCCUGGAGAUGCUCGUGAGCAGCGACAGUUGCCGCAAGCAGAUCACCUUCCUGCUGCAGAGCUCCACCAAUGGAGCACUCCUGUCGUCCAUGCUGCACAUGCUUGACGAGUUGUACCUCACCGCCGCUGAAUGCAAGACUGCAGUUCCUUCGAUGUACUCAGCAGAGAUGAUCGCCGCCAUCGUGGAAGCCCUGAAGGAGCUGAAAGCCGGCGUCCCGGUGCACGGAGACGACGAGACGGCGAGGAAGGCCGUCUUCCAGGCGCUGUCCAUCAUAUCCAACUUCGUGGACAGCGAGCAAGGAGUCACCGCGUUGUGCGAGACGGGGGACGCGCUGGCGAGCUACGUCUGUGCGCGCGUCGACCCGGGGCGCCUGUGCGGCCGGCUGUCCCUCGACUCGGCGCAGUUCGUCACGCGGUGCCUGAACGUGUUCGGGUGCGCGUUCGCGUUGCUGGCCUGCCGGGCGGACCUCGCCGGCUGGGCCGUCUCCCUCCUGGGGCACCUCGCGGAGAAAGUGACAGACAAGCAAACAUCAUUGUGUGGUGAAGACGGGUUCGAAGCCAAGGACAAAGAAGAGGAAGAGAGACAUUUCGACAGCGAAGAGCUCAAAUCGGCAGUUGAGAAUUUUUGUGUCUUUGUAGUAAAGUGUUUAUCGGGAGGUUCGGAUAAAGUGAAAUGGCGUGGAAUAGAAGAAACACUUAGAGGAAGGUGUAAGCAAGAACAUUUGGAUUUUCUUGAAUGCGUUCUCCGAAAACAUGGAUUUGAAGACGAGGCUUUUUUUUGCACUGAAAAUACUUGAUGUGAUACUAAGAAAUGUCAUGUGUGAUAAUAUAUUACGAAUAAGAAAUAUCAUUGUUUACAUUAAGGAAAACUUUAUGUCAUAUGUCAGAUGGUAACAUAAUUAUGGUUUUACUUUCUUGUGCGUCUGUUAGAAGGUGUUGUUAUUAUAAUAAAUUUUAUAAAGUAUUUUUUAUUGAAAAGUGUCUACUCGUGAGAUGAAUGUGCUGCUCUUUUUCCAAACUUUCCUUCUAUCUUUGUUAAUGUGAGUUUUCAUGAAAAACUUACCAAUGUGAAUGUAAUAUAAUAAAAUUACAGGUAAAAUGUACUAAAAUAUUAUCACUACAGACCCGGAAAUUUCUUGAGUAGCAAGUCUUAAAAUUUUUGAGUGACUGACACCAAAAUGUUUGGAUAAAUUGAAAAAAUUCUUAAAUAAAAAAUACAUUACUGUGUUUAAAAAGACAUCCAUACUAUUUUAAGGGCCAUGGAAAUUUAUACAAAUUAGUACUUUUAAUAAAAAUAUGUUAAUCCCAUUUAUAUUAUAUUUAUUUUUAUUUGUAACAUGACUAUCAACAGUUACGGCUAGUUAACAUGUUAGACUUACAAAUUAUUUUUAGAUAAGCUAAUUUUACAUUGUAUCAAAUAAAGCAAGAAGGUAUUCACAUCCUUUAAAUAAUGAGUGCACCCUUUGUCUUGUAAAAACCUACCCCAACCCAACAUGUCAGAAUACUGAAAAUUUUAUGCAAGAAGCAUGAUGCAAGUAUUUCUGAUUCUGGCCACC